This is a messenger RNA of Pelmatolapia mariae (spotted tilapia), 2992 nucleotides long. RefSeq names its product growth hormone receptor-like. The transcript is spliced from 9 exons. Gene Ontology annotation, molecular function: peptide hormone binding; cytokine binding; growth hormone receptor activity. Gene Ontology annotation, cellular component: external side of plasma membrane; growth hormone receptor complex; cytosol. Bases 328 to 2052 code for a protein of 574 amino acids. Lineage: Eukaryota; Metazoa; Chordata; Actinopteri; Cichliformes; Cichlidae. Gene Ontology annotation, biological process: cytokine-mediated signaling pathway; positive regulation of receptor signaling pathway via JAK-STAT; growth hormone receptor signaling pathway. The record is from RefSeq and is a predicted model, not a curated record.
GUUCUCAGACCCCACCGGUAGAUGGCGCCACUCUUUGCUUCUCCACAGCGUAAACACAUCACAGCUGCUGCCGACUGACACACAGCGAGGCGUUCUUCGACAGCGCUGCCAGCUCAUCCCGCAUUCUGUGAGCAAAUACAAAAAUAAAAGUAACAUAAAAAAUCAUCACGGCUCGCAGCAGAGAUAAUCCGGAGAUAAUUUUUUCCUGAGCGAAGUAGGAGUUUUAGUUUGUUUGUUUUUUUCCUUCUUGCGUGCGUUCGCCUUUGCUACAGCUUUACCCAGGACAGCAGUGAGACCUCCAGGACCGAGCACACUGCGCUCCACACCAUGGCUCCCACUCUCACCAUGCUCCUCUUUGUGCUUCACAUCCUCACUGCUUCGGUGCUGCAGUCGACCUCAGAACCAGUUCUCUCUGAGAGACGUCCACACCUCACUGGCUGUGCUUCCCCAGACAUGAUGACUUUCCGUUGCAGAUGGAAUGUUGGCCCUUUCCAGAAUCUCUCUGAUCCCAGAGCUCUCCGUUUAUUCUACUUUAUAAAUGUACCCCCUCCUCUGUCUUCUAAAAAUUGGAGUGAAUGUCCUCACUACAGCAACGAGACGCCAAACGAGUGCUUCUUCGAUCAGAACCACACCUCGAUCUGGACAUAUUACAACGUCCAGCUCCGCUCCAGGGAUGAGACCAUCCUCUAUGAUGAGAAGGGUUUCUUUGUUAAUGACAUUGUGCAACCGGAUCCUCCUGUCAGCCUGAACUGGACGCUGCUGAAUGUGAGUUUGACUGGCAUCCACUAUGACAUACUGUUGAGCUGGAAGCCUCCUCCAUCUUCAGAUGUGGAGACAGGGUGGAUGAAGCUGCGGUAUGAAGUUCAGCACCGUGACAACAGCUCCAGUGUGUGGGAAAUGGUUGACCCUGUUUCGAGUACACAGUGUUCCCUUUACGGGCUUCAAACUAACAUCAAUCAUGAGAUCCGGGUUCGGUGCAAAAUGCUCGGUGGGAAAGAGUUUGGAGAAUUCAGCGAAUCUGUCUUCAUUCACAUCCCAUCGAAAGUUUCAAGAUUCCCCGUGGUGGCUUUGCUCAUCUUUGGUGCCUUGUGUUUAGUGGGCAUCCUGAUGUUGGUUAUCAUAUCACAGCAAGAAAAGUGGAUGGUUAUCCUUUUGCCUCCUGUUCCUGGACCCAAAAUUAAAGGAAUUGACUCUGAACUACUCAAGAGUGGGAAGCUUAGGGAGUUGACAUCAAUCCUGGGUGGUCCUCCUGAUUUGAGGCCGGAGCUCUGCAACUCCGACCCCUGGGUGGAAUUCAUCGAUCUGGACAUUGAAGAGCAAAGCGACAGAGUGACAGAACUGGACACUGACUGUCUCAUGAACCACCAGCUGUCUUCUAACUGCUCCCCACUAUCACUUGUCUUCAGAGAUGACGAUUCAGGUCGCGCAAGCUGCUGCGAUCCAGAUCUCCCAUGCGACCCAGAACCAUCACCUUUCCUUCCUCUGGUCCCAAAUCUUGCCCUCAGUCAGGAGAUAUUAUGUGCAGCAACCUCCGAGCCAAGCUCUCCCAUCCAAAGCUGCAACUCUGGGGAGCUUCCUUCAUUCGUCACGGACAGAGACACUUUGUACACCCAGGUGAGUGAGGUGAGGUCAUCGGGCAAGGUGUUGCUCUUACCUGAGGAACAGACCGAGGGGGAGAAAAUGCCUAGUAAAGAGAAGGAGGACGAAAUUGUGGUAGAGAAAGAGAAGAAAGAGUUUCAGCUCCUCGUGAUGAAUGCAGAUCACAGAGACUACACUUCAGAGCUCAAUGCAGGAAAAACAAGCCCAGAAUUAUCCACAGGGGACCUGACUGAACCCUGUAAAACAUUUCCGUCACCUCACCAUGAAUCAAACACCACCGCGCCCCCACCAAUCCCUGCUCCUGUCUACACUGUGGUCGAAGGUGUUGAUAGACAGAACAGUCUCUUACUGUCACCAAAUUCAGCACCAGCCCCACAUCUGAUAAUUCCAAAGAACAUGCCGACACCAGACGGCUACCUGACCGCUGACCUUCUGGGAAGUAUCACGCCGUAAUUCAGUGUCGAAGUGUGCAAAUUAAAAAUCUGGAGGUUGAAUGUUGACUGCAUCCUUUGGCAGAGUUUUGUAAAGGAACUGGACAAAAAAUGUGUUUUACUCUGAUUGUGGGAAAGGGAAGCAUUAAAAGGGAAAGCUCGAGCCAAAAACUGCUGCAGUCGAAAACCAGCUCUGCAACAACUUAACUAACGACCUUUGUUAAAGCCGUAUUAACCAGUUUUUGACCACUAGGAGUCAGAAUAUCCCCUGAAUAAAAUCAAAAGUAAAUAUUGAUUGCUUAUGAAGUGCACCAUCCAGUAUACAUUUAUUUAUUUUAUUUGCAUUUAUAAGAUUUAGUAAAAAUUUUGAUUUCCUUUCAUCCCUGGUGGUCCUAUUUGUUAAAAUCUUUGCUAAUGUUUUGUCAUUUGGUGCUGUAAGCCAAACAAGGACAAAAGUGGAUUGCAGGUGUACAAUUCCCUGCAAUAUUUUUACAACGAGCAACACCUUCUAUGCUACAGAUUCACAUUUUAAUCAGUAUUAAUAUUAAAGGCACCAUGUCCUUGUGCAUAUUGUAUAUAUGAAAAGACAAUAUUUGAAAAGAAACAAAUAAAUAACCUUGUUUUUGCUUUUUUUUUUUUUUUUGAAUGACAUUUUUUUUAUCUGUCAGAUCAACUUUGCCUCAAUGCAAACUCAAUGCAUUCAGUUCUGUGCUUUUCAAAAUGCUCAGUGUAUGUCAACAUAUUGAUUCCUAAAAAAGAAUAAUAAAGCAUGAUUUGUGUGUGACAGGAUAAACAGGAGCUCAAUGUAAGAUGCUAGUUUAAUUUUAAUAUUAUCACAUAUUGUGUUCUUAAAAACUGUGAAAAGUUUUGAGAGCUAAAGCCGAAACGAUAUGAACGGAAAUUAUUUUGCUCAGUGAGUAUUUGUGUUUAUAGUGCAUUGAUUCUUUUGUUUUUGUUAUUUC